AUGACGACCACUCAACACCAGCAGAUGGUAUAGGAAUAUGUGUCCAUGGAGUUCUCCAGCUCCACCACCCACAUGGAGACCUUCUCCCAGACAACCAAGACCGUGGGAGGAAAUAAAGCAGUAUCCAGAACCCUGGUGCAGGAAACCCCCAAGCCCACCGUAUCCUGGAAGAGGAAAUGGGGAACUGCUAAGAUCUUCUAUAACAAAAUCAACAAGGAACACAUGCUAAGAUGAGAGUGGCUGACCUCAGGUGACUCAGACAACUACAGGCACAUUAUAAACAAUGAGCAUACAGAUGCCAUUACACCAUCCUUGCUGGUAACAGAGGCUGGGAGGAGGAGGAGGAGACAACAAAUGAAAAAGAUGCCAAUGAUUUGGGCCGAGGUACCCAAUAAGGACUUUGCAAAGGUCUGUAUGGACUAUGGUUUCCCUGACUCGAGAGGGCUGCUCAAGAAGCUCAAAAUGAUAAAGAGAAAGUGGGGAGAGAGGGGGGUCUCUCAGGUCAUUAGAAUUCUGAAGCCACUAGAAGAUGUAGAAACCAAUGACACCACCAAUGUCUUCACCUGCAUCAUGGAGCUGAAGGACCCCAUGUAGGUGGGAACCAAGUAUAUGCUGGUUAUUACUAACAUAAACAUGACCAAUGCCGAUACCUAAGGCCUGACUAUGGGAGAUAAGUGGAUAAACAUCAUGGCAGUUGAGAAUGAGAAUGCCUCGAAGUUCAUGGAAGAAGUGAAACUGGUGGCGAUGACCAUGCAGACAGCUGUGUUUGAGAUCCACUCCUCCAAGGAAGAGAAUGACUCUGUGUGAAAGUUCAACAGGAAGGAGCUGAAGAGGGAUCUCAGACUGUCUAAGGACAGUCUGACUCACAUAGUUAAGAUCGAAGAUGCCAGACUCAGCAGCAUGUGGGUUUUCUUCCCAGGCAGGAACCUGUUUCGAAAUGCAUGUGCAAAGGAGAAGAUCCACUCACAACUUGAAUGUGAGCUGAUGUCUAAGAGUGUGUCACUACCCUCAGAGAAAGAGAGACUACUGUCACAUAGCCUCAAGUACAGUGUGAGCCACAAAGGCAAGCAAACCGCGUGUGCCAUUAAUGAUGCACAGAGCAGAGAUGGUGGGGAAUACACCACAGUGGCCGUGGAGGAUGGGGACCCCACUGAAUACUGCAGUACUGCCCUCACUGUAGAAGAGAACACUGCAUUCUCUCUGCUGACCCAAACUGACCAAACUGUUUUACCCCAGCAUACCCUCAUUAGACUAGGGAAAGCUUACACGCACUGUAUUGUGGUGGUCAGUUCAGAGGGUGGUAGUGACCCACCUGAGACUGAGGAAGCCUUUCCUCAUAAUCCCAUAAAUCCACUGGCAGCUGAUGUAACCAGAGAAUUGGUGACUAUGAUGUAGAAUGUCCAUGCCCAGGAUGGGCCAGUGCUUGACUACUCUGUCAAGUGAAGGAAAAAAGGAAAUAAUCUGUGGUUACCAAUCAACAAGGACCCCAUUAAGGGAGAGGUACUAGGGACAGAAGUUCUGGGCCCAGAGGAGAGUAUACUGUGGAGACAGCACAGAGACUAUAAAUACUGAGUUAUAGCUGUAUAUAAGGCCACUCUAGGACAUCCCAGCAUGCCAAGCAGUUUGGUGGCAGUCAAGGGUCCUGUAGAACCUCCAGGCCUGGCACAGGGCCUAAACAUGUCUGAUUCCUCUAACUCAGUGGUUCUUAACCUCAUCUCCCUUGGCUGGUGUGAGCCUGCAGGGGACCCAGCAUCCAGCUACAUCCUUAAGAUGGGAGAUGAAAGCACCAAGAAGAGUACCAAGCAAAUGAAAGAUGCCAUCUUGGGUACCUGCUACCUGGCAGGGCAGGAGCCCCCAGUGUGGCCUCAGCACCUGGCUAGAGCCACACAGUGGUUCAGUGUUCAUACUGGGACAGCCCUCUGUAUGCACACAGUCUUCUCGGGCUCACCACCGCCCACUGUGACCUAGAAAGACAGCAGCAGCAUCAAGGGCUAAAAAACCAUCACCAAGGGCAAAAAUUAUCCCCAAUUCCUCAUUAGCAACACCAAAAGUUCUGACUAUGGACAAUAUCAGAUCUUGCUUCAGAAUGUGUUUGGAAACACACUAUGCCUGCUACAUGCUAGUAGCAGAUACAGGAAGAGGCCUGAGGGUAUGUGGUACUGCUACUACUACUUACCUCCUGCAAACCUACAGCUGUUUGAAGAGGCCCCCAACACUGUGACUCUGACGUAGAACCAUAAUCCUGAGCUCCAGGAAGAUGGUGAUGCCCAGUAUGUCACCUGAAGAGGGAUGAAAGUAGCCCCCACCUGGUUCACUGCAACUGUGUGUGCCCUCAGAAACCAGUACAUGGUGGCCAGCAGGAAAUGCUUCUUCAGAGUGGUGGCUCAAAAUGAGAUGAGUGACAGCGACCCACUGUCCUCCACAGAUACCUGGCUUGCCAAUAAGGACCAGAAUGAAGGAGGCUCAUGGUGCCCCCCCCCCCACCGCCACCGCCUCCUAUGCACUGAGAACCUGAGCACCAAGCUGAAGUUCUAUCAUCAGGACUGGCACCAUGCAUCCCACUUUUUGACCCUACUCAAGCCACUCGCUGUGGUCUGUGGCCAGCACUACACCAUGACUGGCACCUUCCACGGCUCACGGCGCUGCGCUAUCCACAAGGGUGAUGUCAACAUCACUGUUGAUUCAAAGUUCUGGCACAACUUCGCCGGCAGCAUGUGUAAACCAGUCAUGCCCCACCUAUGCACUAAAGGAUACUCACGCAGUGAGUAUUGCGUGUUGCUAAAGAAUGAACUAGGCAAGAACCAUAGAAGCUCCAUGCUGUCAUCCAUCCUGUCAAAGGGCAGGAGCUAA
Arvicanthis niloticus (Nile rat) is the source of this 2850-nucleotide messenger RNA. NCBI's taxonomy places the organism in Eukaryota, Metazoa, Chordata, Mammalia, Rodentia, Muridae. The record is from RefSeq and is a predicted model, not a curated record.